AUGGCGCUUGAAAUAGACGAAAAGGUACGGGCUGCUGAGCACUCCCAUCCAGGAGGUGCCGAUGCCACUAGUCGUCCUUUACCAGAGCUGUUAACUAGCAUCUCCAAUCCUCUUUUAAUCGAGGGUUAUCCUGUUUUCGGACGUUCGCAAUCAACAACCACUGUCAGCACUUUAAUACAACGUUUAGUGCGAGAGAGCAUGGAUUGUACGAGCGACCCUUCUUCUGUUAAAUGUGUUUUUCAGGUUGGCCGUUUGGUUGGUAUCACGCAGAACCGAAACAUAGUUCUGCCAGUAGAGACAGAAACUGUUUUGGAGAAUGAUGAUUCCAAAGUGACAUUCAUUCCAGAGGUUUCUGCGAAGUUCAUUGAUACUUUAUACAUGGACAUUUUCACCAGCCAAGCUGGUGAUGCUAGACUUGUAGCUUCCUCUGAUCACGUGGAGGUGGAGGUGGUAUCAUCGUCAAACAUUGACCAUCGCAAACCUGGUGACGAUUUGGAGGGGUUUCAUCACAUUCGUAUUUAUCGAGUGCCAUAUGAUACGGAAGAAGGACUUCGGAUAUCGGAGAUAGAGUGCUGGGAGCAAACCGUGUUAAAUAGUUUAGUGGUCUACAGACCACAAUCGCAAUACCAUUAUCGCAUUCAAACGUCGUCAAGUGUCGUGAAAUCAACGACCGAUGGCUCUGAAACUUUGGGUUCGGCGUUAAAGCUCUCAUUUCGUUAUAUGCGCAACUACAAGACGGUCCCAGUCGGUAGCGAGAAGCUUGUAAAGUUUGAGCUCAACGUUGUUGAUCAUUGGGAUAUCGUGGUCAAUGAAGAGAUAUCAGGGCUAUCUAUUAAGAGCCUAGUUGAAUGUUUCACUUCAUGUCUCGUUAGUAAGCUUUCUGACAUGUCGGCAGUUACUUUUUUCGACCUUGAGGUUGUCGAGGAGAGUCGUCGGCAUUACAUCCAAUUGUCCUUCCGUGGGUCUCAGUUGGUGAAGCAGUUUCAGAGAAUGAUUAAUUACAAGCGGAACAGGUUCGGAUACAUACUGUCGAUGGUGCGCAGCAACCUGAGCAUGAUCCUUGAUAUAUUCGAUAGUUCCUCCGUGGACACUGAAACUGUGGCUGACUUUUACCCGAACCGUUUCGGAGAUACAGCAGAAGCUGUGCAACUUCACUACGAUACACGGAAGUUGGUUCGUCAGAAAGGGUCGGCCAUAGAGGCACUUCGUCGAAAUAAUAAUCUCGUGAAGCGUGUGUUAAUUGCUUGUAACGUCCGCCGUAAAGCAUCUGUAUUGGAUCUUGCUUGUGGUCAUUGUCAAGAUUUGGACAAAUACGCUACUGUGGGUAUAAGCCAAUUGAUGGGCAUCGAUAUUUCUCUUUCCGAGAUAAUGGAAGCGCGUCGUCGUUUCUCUGAGCAGUCUAGUAGCCGACGUUUCAGGUUCAAGGCUGAGUUUCACCACGGUAAUCUGUUGGAAGAGAAGGUAUACAGUAGUUAUAUUCGUAAGAGGAAGUUUGAUGUUGUGUCUAUGCAGCUUGCCAUCCACUAUAUUAUAUCCGACGAGGCCAGUGCAACUAUGUUGUUGCGCAAUAUAUAUCAAGCGCUUGGUGACAAAGGGAUCUUCAUCGGUAGCACCGUAUGUUGCAGUGCCAUUGCGUCCGGUUUAGCUGCCAAGCCACCGUACCAAUCGACAGAUGAAUCAGGUUUGCGUUGGGAUUUCGGCAAUUCCAUAUUCAGAGUCACAGUCGAUCCGUCAUCAAUGGACAAACUGAUUUCAGAGGAUACGGGUCAAGCGUUGCCACACGAUGUGCUGUCGUCUAUCUUGGAGAGUCGAUGGGGGAUCAAGUACCACUUUUUUUUGAUGGAAUCAAUCGAUGCUAGUGAGUACGUGGUACCUUGGAAGUCAUUUUCCGAGCUUUGCAGUCGUUUAGGAUUUCGUCUUCUUGAGACGUUCACAUUUCCGGAGUACAUGGAGAAAGCGCCGUUUAUCCUGACCAAGUUGAGUGGUAGACUUCCUGCGAACGUGGUGGAAAACGUGCAGCGUCAUCUUAAGGUGAUGUCCAACGCUACUAUGUCUAAAGAGCAACAAGAGGCGUUCAUGUUAUAUCGCGUGUUCGUAUUUGAGAAGAUAACUGGCCGAGAUAAGCUUUAUAUGCAAGGGGUGAAGAUACGUCGUACUAUGUGA
Babesia sp. Xinjiang is the source of this 2163-nucleotide messenger RNA. RefSeq names its product mRNA cap guanine-N7 methyltransferase. The transcript has a single exon. The record is from RefSeq and is a predicted model, not a curated record. Gene Ontology annotation, molecular function: polynucleotide 5'-phosphatase activity; mRNA 5'-cap (guanine-N7-)-methyltransferase activity. The coding region runs from base 1 to 2163 and encodes 720 amino acids. Gene Ontology annotation, biological process: 7-methylguanosine mRNA capping. NCBI's taxonomy places the organism in Eukaryota, Apicomplexa, Aconoidasida, Piroplasmida, Babesiidae. Gene Ontology annotation, cellular component: nucleus.